AUGGCUACCUUAGCGCUCUUCAUAGCGCUCCACUUCGCGUUCGCGAGCGCUGGCAAGUGCAAUACAAGACAAGCCUGCAUUUGUGCCGAUGCAUUCGACAGCCAGACAGGUGAGGUGACGGACGUAUCUCGUAGAGGCUUCUCAGUGGUGGCUCCUGAGGUGGCAGUACCGGGGAAGACCACCGCUGUCCUCGUCACUCUUCAUGGAAGAGCUGGUGAUGGCACGUUGGACCCUCUCAACGUGACCGUCCGGCUGGAGACUCAGGAUGAAGACAAUGAUGUGAAGUUGUUGACUACGGCGAGUCAGAUGGUUACAGGUUACGGCAUUAUUCCUCUGAAGAUUCCGUCGUCGCCGGCGACGCACUGCACGCUCCACACCACAGUGGGGUGCGUAGGGAAUGACGACUGUACUUCAAAGAGCCACAGCGUCAUUCGCCUCUUGGGUCCUGUCAGGGACGUCAUCGUGCGACCGGCCAGACAUCAUUACCGACCUGGAGAGACGAUAACGUUCUGGAUUCUGGCGCUGGAUCAUGACUUGCGACUAGUAAGAGGAGAAUUGGCUUACGUGGCUCUGAGCGACCCUGCUGGCACCAAGGUCGCCAUUUGGGACCAGCUUUCUUUGGAAGAAGGAGUCAGAAAACUCAGCGCGGUGUUGGCUAAUGGCGCCCAAACUGGGACUUGGCGUAUCGAAGCGCGUUGUGGAGGUAGUUCCGCCAGGGUUGACGUCAGUGUUGGAGCUAACGCCGGCAGCUCGGCGUCAGCUGCGCCGGCAGCUGAACAGCAUUACGUGGAGCUACGGUUUGCUGACAGCAUGCGCCGGCGUUACAAGCCUGGACUGCCGUUUGUUGGAAGGGUAGAAGCAAUGAGCACCGAGAAGCGGGUUCGGGUUCGUGUGAAGCUGUAUGACGACAAAACUGACAUCUACAGCCAGGAUAUUGACAUGUCAACGGGAGAAGGAGGAUUCAUAGUUCCCACUGUACUGGCUGAUGCGCCUUAUGUCAAUUUGCAGGCGGAGCUAGUAGCAGUGGAAGGGAAAGAGAUAGAAACCCACUACGUGCUCGCUCGUGAACGGAUCCGACGAUGGAACUCCACGUCCAAAUGUUAUCUGCUCGUGGAGAAUCUACCGACACCACUACAGGCGGGUGGCAUAGCAAGCGCGAGUGUGUGGUCAUCCUGUGGCUGCAGACAGAGAUUGUUGGCCGCGGUGACCAGUGGAGGGCGCGCUGUCCACUGGGCGGCCGUGCCCGCGCCCAGUCCAGCCAACGACAGCGACCUGUGCCGGUUUAAUUAUACGUUCCCAGUCACAGCAGACAUGGCUCCAGUGAGCUCUCUUCUGGUGUACUACGUGACGGGAGCGGGCGAGCCUGUCAGCGACGUCGCCAGUUUCCACGUUCGCCUGCUGCAUAAAGAGGUGGCAGUAGCGGUAGAAGAACGUCGCUGGUGGUACCCGCGCGCAGCGUUACAACUCCGAGUGCUUGCUCCACCAGACUCUACCAUGUGCCUCAUCGGCGCCCGAGCACCUCCUGAUGCACGCUUCGACCCUCACCAACCGACAACAGAGCACGAAGAGCAACAACCGGGUCCAGAGUUCGUAUCGGCCGGAGUAUCCCUGUUCGUCGGAGGCGGCGAGUGCGGUGGCGGGGUUUUGUACCGGCAGCAGCCAGCGCCCGCCCCCCGCGCGCCUCCGCACCUCGUCCCCCCAGCGUCUCACGACCGCCUGUGGAUGUGGAAGUGCUUUAACUACACAACGCAGCUAUCAACUGACGGGGUAACCAUAGCAGCGCCUUCCGAAGCCGGGCGCUGGUCCCUCUGGGCGCUGUCUCUCUCCAACAGAGGACUUCGGUUCUCCGCUCCUCGCACCAUCAAUGUGUUCAGACCAAUACAAUUGGACUUCUCGUUGCCACCAGCUCUGAAGGUCGGAGAAACUGUGGAAGUAGAUGUGAAGAUCACGAAUAAUAUCAACAAUUGUAUGGACGUGACAGCCCUACUGGCUCUAAGCGCGGGCGCGGCGUUUGCAAGUACUGGAGCUUUGUACGUCACUGAACGACUGCGAUUGGGCCCGCGUGGAGGCACCCAACUUGUCGUCAGAGUCGCAGUCAAUACACCUGGACGGAAGAAUAUUACUGUGGAAGUGACUGGGUACAGCGCUGAUAACUGCUCCGUAUCCUACACGUCGUUCAACAAUGAGACCCUGGUGGGGUCGGUCAUCAGGUCUGCCAGUGUGCUGGUUCUACCUGAGGGUCUACAUAGGAGCGACACCCAGAGCGCUUACUUCUGUGCUAAUGAACAUCUAGCAGUAUCGUCCCGAGGAUCCUGGGAAUGGCAAUGGGUGGCAGCUCCCCGCAACCGAGCUGGUUUAGUGCUGGAACUGAAGUCUCAGGGAGCGGCUCACGUUGCUCUGUCAGCUAUCAGAGAACCUUCAGAUGAUAUGUACCGGGUGGUGUUUGAGAAGAGUCGCGUUUGGAUUGCUAAAGGGAAGCAUGGUUAUGAUGUUCACCUAGCCAGUGCGGAGCAGACAGAAAGCGAUGAAGAAUGUUCUGGAGCCAACUCGUGGUGUGCCUGGUGGGUCUGGUGGGAAGGUGGUAGACUAUCCGUAGGUCGAGGUGCGGCGCCGUCCGAGCGACGACUGCUCGUCUGGCCGCUCGCGCAAGACAUGAGGAUCAAAUAUGUUGGUUUCAGCGCGCUUUGGGGAGAUAAAGCUGAUUUCAGGAUCUGGAACUUCAACGAAGAAGCUGGUUUCUCCCAAGUGCUAGAACUAGGCCUACCGCACGGUGUAGUUCCGGGUUCAGCUAGCGGCACGUUAUUGGUGUCUGGAGGUCUUCAUCUUCCUCUAUACAGCCUACAGACGGACUCUAGUGAUCAAUGGGCUGAAGUCUGGAGGGAUUCACAACUUUCUGCCGCUUCUGCCAGUCUCGCUCCCCUGUUAGCUUUGGAGUUCAUUCCUCAUUUGGUCGAUGAAGCUGAAAGAGAGAAGAUUUUGAAGAAAUUACCUGAACAGGUUCAAGUACUCCUCUCUUUCCGUAAAAACGACAACUCCUUCAGCGAUCAUCCAGGAAUGAGUAGUCACUUAUCAACUAUAAGAAUCUUGGAAAUACUCACCAAAAUUCAAUCUUACUAUCCAGUUGACCCCCAACUCCUACUAUCCAUCAAAAAAUGGAUCCAAACUCGUCAGAAUCCUGAUGGUUCGUUUACACCGCUGGCCGCUGAUAAAGAAGUAGAUUACUAUCCAGUGGAAAUGAGGAAGGUGAAUGGAACAGAGCAAAAUGUGGAUGUGAACGAGUAUUAUUACUAUGACAAAGAUGGUAAUAUGACGCAGGAAGAGAUUGAUUGGGAGCGAAGAGUAGAGGUGACGGCAGAAACUUUGGUCGCGUUGCUUGAAGUUGGAGUUGAAAAUCAGAUGGACGCAGACGUAGCAACCAAGGCACAGACUUACUUGGAGAAGAAUCUUCACAAGUUGACAUCGCCUGCUGCCCUCGCUGCCUCGGUGUUAGCUCUUGUUCUUGCAAGAAGCCCAAUAGUACCAGAAGCUCUAACAAUUUUGAGAAAUGCCUCGACCACUGAGGAGGGAGAGUUUGGUUGGCCAACCCCGAGAAAAGACGCAGCUGACUGGUUGUUGGAGGAAACCUCGAGGAAUAUCAAGACAACUUCAUAUGAAGCAGUAACAAUGGAACAAUACGUAGCUGGCGUAAGAGUCCUGUUAGCAGCUUGUGCUAGAGGCGCUUUAGCCGAAGGUGAAGCAGCUGCAAGGUUCCUGUACUAUCGAGCGUCUACUCUUCAAAGACACCCUAGUUUAGCUUACAGCGCUACAAAAGCUGCAGCGCAAUAUGCUGCAUUGGCUCAUGAUAGGCACAGAGCACUAACAGUAUCCCUAGCAACAGCAGGCAUGGAACUGACGGACACACUAGAGCUGCGAGCUAAGACACCGCCGCGGCCUCUGCAACUACCCGGCCUGCCAACCAAAGUGUUCGUCUACGCUACUGGUGCCGGCUGUGCUACUGUGCAGGGCACCAUAACUUACUCGACAUACACUCCUAAGCCAGAGAACACAUUGCUGAACAUUCAAGCUGGUAUUAUUGAAGAGAUCAGACCUGAACGCAGCACUAUCGAAGACUUACAAGGAAACUUGCCCACUCUCAUCAUCAAGACUUGCUUCAAAUGGAAAGGCAAAGAGCGUUCCGGUAUUCUUCGCCUUGAGUCGUCCCUAUUCUCGGGCUAUGAGCUACACUCGGUCAAUCCUGUCGUACUAGAUGGUGCCACUUUCGCUGAUCUACACUACGGCUCUAGAGGAGAGUCUGUGUGGUUCGUGUUCGCUAAUAUCAGUUCAACGUGCCCAGUUUGUGUGACUUACGAGGCCAGAUCCAAGUUUGUCAUUACCAGCCUUCGUCCAGCUUUUGCCAAAAUCUAUCCUUCCACUCGUCCAGACUUAGCCGUCGAAACAUUCUUCCACGCGAGACCAGGUAGCCCACUACUUAGAGGUAUCACUGAUGAUGACUUUAUCACAUGGUUCGAUAAAACUGAACUGGCUAGCCUCAAAACUGCCGCCAAUAUUGACAACAUUUGCGAAUGUGGACGUAUUUGCAGCAGAGACUACGAAUUCCGAAAAGAAAUUAAGCAUCUCAAUGAAGAGCCGACUACUACUACAGAAACAUCAGAAACUACUUCGAAAAAAGGGGAGGAAGUGGCUACAACUGUCACUACAGCAAAACAAAUUAAUGAAGUAACAACUAAGAAAGUCAUAACGACCACACAAACAUCGACUACAUCGAAAAAUGACAUCACAACAGUAAAACCUACAUCAGUGGAAACUAAAUUAUCUCAAGAACCUAAAACGACUUUAAUAGUUUCUACAGAACCUGCCUCAGCUAUAGUACCUUAUACAGAACCCCUUAAAGUAGAAACAACUCACACUGAUGAUCCAAUAAUUGUACCAACUGCGACAUACGUUAACACAACCAACAAUCUUAAAAUCGAAAACGCUAUCGUCCCAACAGCCACAAAGUCUAAUGGCGAAUUAAUAGUGCAAAAAAUCCUAGUUGCUAAAGGUGUGCCAAAGAAAGAGGAUUUGAAGAAAAAGCCUCUUCCAAGAAGAAAAGGAACCUUAAAGGCUACUUAUGGCGACAAACAGGAGAAAUUCUUCGCAAAAAUUAAAGCUACUAAUGUUACGGAAUUAGCCACGAGUCAAACAGCUAGACCUGAAAAUAAAAAUAAGAUUCAGAAAAUAUUUAAAUCAGUGUCAAAGGAAACCUUUAUUCAACAAGAUCCAAUUAACAUUACUACAACUGAGACACCAAAAGACGUCGAACAGAUAAAACAGGCAAAAACGGUAAAAUCUAUGAAAGAACGAGUUGAACACUUGAGUUCUAAGACCUUUACCAAAGUGUCAGAAUCGUCGCAUAUUGCUCAUUCAGAAACAUCUUCUGUGCCUCAUACUAUAACAGCAAUCACAAACAGCAAUAUCAAAAACAUCCACUACCGAACAAAGAAACCAAAAGCUGCUACUCAAAUUAAGAAACCAGUUGUAAACAAUACACAAAGUGAUAUUAAAAGCGAAAAAACUGAGACACAUACUGAAGUGAAAGUUAAUAAAACGAAAUCAAAGAAUAUCAUACCCGAAAAGCACGCAUCAAAGACUUUAAAAUCAAUAAAUAAAGAGAUCCACAAAAUACCCCCGACGCCUAUAUCUGAAACUUCAAAAACUUUAGCUGAGGCGCCAAAAUCGGACAUUGCACCAGAAAACAAAGGUAGUUUUGAGAUAUUAGAUAAAAAUGGUCUUUGGGAGAUGCUCAAAGAAGGAUCCGGUGUUGAUUCUGCUAAGAUAGAAGACAAACUACAAGUACACAAUAGGUUAAUCCUCGCACAAAAUGUGUCAAAUGUAAACGACAAUCGAUCUUUAUAAACCUUAAUUGUUAUGUAAUGUGUAAGACACAAAGACUUCGGUAUAAAUAUUUUUGUAAACUCCAUGCCAUCUGUACUGAUUGUUAAUAAAUCCGACACAGCUAUUCCUAAAGCACAUUUUAUUGUUGAUUGUUAGAACGUAUUUGCACUACUUGUGUAUAUGUAUAAUUUAUUACCUAUAAGGAUAAUUAAUGAUUGUGUGUGUGCUGUAAAUAUUGUUGUAAGCUAUACUUUUAAUUAAACUUAAGAUGCGCGCUGUGACUACGAUGAUUAUGGUUGGUAUCGCACAUUUGCUCAAAGCCAAAGGUAAUUUGAGUUAUCCUAAGUUUUAGAAGUACCUAGUUAUGCCAAAGUAGUUUAGAGUAGAACUAAAUAAUAUUACGACCCUAAAUCCACUGCCUCUCGUAUUUGGGAUAAAUAAUAAUUUAAAUGAAUUUAGAAGAGUAACUUUACAAAAUUACAUAAAAUUUAUGAACAGUAUACUGACUGAAUUCUAACAUUAUACGAGGAUGGUGUUUGGCACUCAAAUUUACUAAUCCUGAUUGAAUAUUAUGAAUCAAUAUUAACCUACCACGUGUAUUAUAUUAUAAAACUAAACAAGUUCUCUAACGGUACUUGUAUAAGUACUAUUGGUCAAAUAAUAACUAUAAAAAGUCUUCGAUCUUUGAAAGUUAUGUAACUUUUAACGAGUCACAUUUUACCUGUUGUACAUUUUAGAUCAAGCAUUUACUUCCUAUCCUAUAUCUUACUCUACCUUAUUUAUAUGUCAUUCCUAUUUAGUAGUGAUGGUAGCCCUUUGUUUUAGAUGUAGCUUUGUAAAUACCCUGAUACUUGCCAAAACGUAUUUGUAAGUCUAAGCCCUAUUAUUUUAGAAUAUUUACCUUCUAGAGUUAGAUUUUAGUGUUAGGGUAAUGUAAUGCUAAAGCCCCAGAAUUUCCAUCCGUCUAAUCUAUCUUCUGUAUCUAUGUAAAGUGUAGUUUCUUACCUUUAGGCUGUCUAUAUGUAUUUGGUUCUAUCGAGGUAGUAUAUCAGUAACCUUACCAACUAGAAUCUUUAGUCUUUCACAAAUUUCUUCUACCACAACAACACCCAACCAACAACCUACAACCUUUAUUUAUAGGUAUUCUACCAA
Pectinophora gossypiella (pink bollworm) is the source of this 7026-nucleotide messenger RNA. RefSeq names its product C3 and PZP-like alpha-2-macroglobulin domain-containing protein 8. The coding region runs from base 1 to 5895 and encodes 1964 amino acids. The transcript has 26 exons. Lineage: Eukaryota; Metazoa; Arthropoda; Insecta; Lepidoptera; Gelechiidae. The record is from RefSeq and is a predicted model, not a curated record. Gene Ontology annotation, molecular function: endopeptidase inhibitor activity. Gene Ontology annotation, cellular component: extracellular region.